Molecule: messenger RNA, 3177 nt
Organism: Microthlaspi erraticum
Lineage: Eukaryota; Viridiplantae; Streptophyta; Magnoliopsida; Brassicales; Brassicaceae
Source: the annotation of a GenBank genome assembly
AUGAAAACGGUAAAUCUCAUUCCUUUGAUCUUUCUCGCAUUUGGGUUGUUGUUCUUCUCUUCUCCGGCAAUUGCUUCCUUCUCGGAGUUAGGAUACGCAACCACAACCGCUGUUUCCGAAUCUUCACCAGAGUCAAUCGGUGAAUACAGAGACGAAUCGGCUCCCAAAAUCAGUUACGAUCGGAUCGACGAAGUGAAGAAGAAGUGCAAAUCAGUCUUAUCCUCAGCUUCCGAAUUGAAACUCGACGAAAUCUCCAGAGAUCUCAGAAAAGCCAAGAAGAGACUCGGCUUCCGCUACGGUGACUGGAAUCAAGAUCCCGGCGAUUCUCCGAUCCUACCUUUCGAUUCGAUAAACUCUUCCUCGAAGCCCCUGAAUCUGGUUUCCUUCAAAGUCACAGAUCUAGAUCUCCCACACCGGACAAAGAAAUACAUCGGCGUCAAUGGCGUUCUGCUUCUCGCGAUCACAACCUUCAACGAACUCCCAAGCUUCAGAUCUUACGGGAGCCGCGAGUUCGAGCUCUGGCCGAGUCACACUCAGCUCAAAAUCUCUUUCCAAGGAAUCUACUUCGAGAACGAUGAUAAAGAGAGAGUCUUGUGUAUGCUCGGUGAAACAAUGUUACCUUCUCGUGAAUCCGAUUCAUCUCCAUGGAAAUGGGUUAAAGAUCACGAACCUCCUCCGCUUCUCCAAGACGAUCAGAUUCUCCUUCUUCUCCGUAACCCGAAACGCUUCACACUGACGAACAGAGUAAUCAAAGGAGAGCUCAAAAGCCUAAACCAGAGCCCAAACUUCAAGUUCUUCGACAAAGUCAGUCUCUUUUCUCAGUUAGGUAAAUCAGUUAGCUACGAUUUCGUCUCUAACGACUUGGUAUCAAAGGCUUGUGAUCCAUAUCCUUAUAAAAACGAAACCUUUAUCAGUAAUAGUGGUAGUGUUGAUGUCUACAAAAGCAAACGGUUUUGUGAUCUUCUUCAACGUGUCACUUCCAGAGCGGCGCUCACCGUUGUUCCCAACUGGAAAUGCAACGGCACCGACGAAUUCUGCAGCAAGUUGGGACCUUUCGCCUCCGACGGAGACAUCAAGUCGACGGACGGUAGCUUCAAAGACGUCAAGCUCUACAUGCAGAACGUGCACUGCCAAGAAACCGACGCGACCACCACGAGAGUCUCUGCGGUUUUCCGCGCCGUUCACCCGAGUGAGAACCUUUACAUCUCGGGGAUGAGAACAGGGCUGAGCAACAUGACCGUUACAGCUGAAGGGAUUUGGAAACCGUCGAGCGGGCAGUUAUGUAUGGUUGGUUGCAGGCGUGGGGAAGCAAACGCCUGCAACGCUCGCGUCUGUUUGUAUAUUCCGACGUCGUUUUCGAUGCGGCAACGGAGCAUACUCGUCGGGACUUUCUCGUCUUUGAAUACAGAGGAGAGUUUGAAUUUCUUCCCUUUGUCGUUUGAGAAGCUUGUGGAGCCGAUGGAUAUGCAGAACUACUUCCAGUCUACUCUCUUGCAUCCGUUUUAUUCUUACUCCAAGCUGAGUGAAGCUGGAGUGAUUCUUGAGAAGAAUCAAGAGUUCUCUUUCGGUACCGUGAUCAAGAAGUCAGUACUGCGGUUUCCGAAGCUGGAAGACUCGGAUGAUUACCUUUCGAGCCUCUCUCUUCUCGCUGAGGACUUGACUUUCCACACCCCUGCUUUCACCGGUAAGCGAAGAGGCUCAGGGACUAAUCUCGGUAUGGAUGUGCUUUCUCUCGGAUCUUUAUUCGGACUUUUCUGGCGAACUUCGAAUGCUACGACUGUGGAACAGAGCGGUCCUUACAGGACUAGAGCUCAGUACACUGAGAAGCAGCUUCUUCUGAAUGUGUCAGCUCAAAUCUCGCUUACAGGGGAAGCGUUUGGUAACUUCUCUGUGAUCUACUUGGAAGGUCUUUACGACGAGCACGUUGGGAGGAUGUAUCUCGCUGGAUGCAGAGACGUGAGGGCUUCUUGGAAGGUCUUGUUUGAGAGCGCUGAUCUUGAGUCAGGGCUUGAUUGUUUGAUCGACGUUGUGGUUUCUUAUCCACCUACCAAGUCACGGUGGUUAGCGGAUCCGACUGCGAAAGUCUCGGUAUCUAGUAGAAGACCGGACGAUGAUCCUCUUUAUUUUAGCCCGGUUAAGCUCGAGACGACUCCGAUCUUUUACCGGAGGCAGCGUGAGGACAUUCUCUCUCGUGCAGGCGUUGAAGGGAUCCUUAGGGUUCUCACUCUUACCUUCUCUAUCGGUUGCAUCACGAGCCAGGUUUUUUAUGUUAGCAGUGUUACCGAUUCGCUUCCUUUUGUUUCGCUUGUGAUGCUUGGAGUCCAAGCUCUUGGUUAUAGCUUGCCGUUGAUCACCGGAGCAGAAGCUCUGUUUAAAAGGAAAGCAGCUUCAGCGGCAGCGAGUUACGAAACGCCGUCGUAUGAUCUACAGAGAAGUCAGUGGUUUAAUGUGAUUGAUUACACUGUGAAGCUUCUUGUGAUGGUCUGCUUUCUACUGACUCUAAGGCUUUGUCAGAAAGUGUGGAAGUCACGUGCGAGAUUGGUCGCUCGAACGACGACUCAAGAACCGCGUAAAGUUCCAAGUGACCGUCGUGUGCUUCUCAGAGCUGUGAUCUUGCAUGCAUUAGGUUACGUUCUUGCUUUGAUUUUACAUCCGGCAAGAACAGAGAGAUUUAAUGAAGCUUUUGGAGGUUAUGCACCUGCUGCUGCGAAUUGGUGGCAAACCGAAACAGAGGAGUAUAUUGGUUUGGUUCAAGAUUUCUUCUUGCUGCCUCAGGUGAUUGCUAACUUUAUGUGGCAGAUUGAUUCAAUGCAGCCACUGAGGAAGCUGUAUUACUUGGGGAUCACGCUAGUGAGGCUUUUCCCUCACGUCUACGACUACAUGAUCGGCUCUGUUCCUGAUCCUUACUUCAUUGGAGAAGAACACGAGUUUGUCAAUCCGAAUCUCGAUUUCUUCUCCAAGUUUGGGGACGUCGCGAUACCUGUUACCGCGAUUCUGCUUGCGGUUGUUGUGUUUGUUCAGCAGAGAUGGGACUAUGACAAGCUUUCUCAAGCUUUAGCAUUUGGACGGUUUAGGAUUCUUCCUUCUCGUUCUGUUAAGUACGAGAGAGUUAUGUCUCAACCCAUAGAAUCUGAAAUGGUUUCUGGAGUCUCAAAUCGGCGUGAUGAUGAAGAAUGA